Pseudophryne corroboree (corroboree frog) is the source of this 2551-nucleotide messenger RNA. RefSeq names its product adrenoceptor alpha 2C (gene ADRA2C). Bases 772 to 2157 code for a protein of 461 amino acids. NCBI's taxonomy places the organism in Eukaryota, Metazoa, Chordata, Amphibia, Anura, Myobatrachidae. Gene Ontology annotation, biological process: adenylate cyclase-activating adrenergic receptor signaling pathway; regulation of smooth muscle contraction; platelet activation. The record is from RefSeq and is a predicted model, not a curated record. The transcript has a single exon. Gene Ontology annotation, cellular component: plasma membrane. Gene Ontology annotation, molecular function: epinephrine binding; alpha2-adrenergic receptor activity.
UGAUGCAACCUGUCUGAACGUGGUGGAUCAAUUCAUCAGUCCAGGAAGCCUCUGGACUGUAUUUUACUCUACAACUCAUCGCUCAUGACACAUAUCGCCGCUAUUGUGGGAUUGGGAAUGUAUGGUUAUUAUCUACCGCUGUGCACACUGCUGCCAUCCAUUGCCACCUGCUAUGCCAUGCAUACAAGAGGACUUAACAUUAGCUCGCUCCUUCUUGCCAGGUGAAAGAGACUUGCCAGGAACUCAGUCCAUGGUUCUUAGCAGCAGAACCAUUGCACUGAGAGCAUUUCAUUCUUGUCACAUCUAAAGCAUGGUGCUUUCUUAUUUCUCUUAGAAAAUACAAGGAGGUGGUGCAGUGAGUAAGAAAUCACAGGGAUUUUUGCCUUCACACACACUCCCCUGGAAAGAGCUUUGCAUUUGGCAGGGCGGCUGAGCACAGCUCAGAGCUGGGGCUCAGGAGUCAGGUUUGCUGAUAUAAGAGCAGCUGCUUCGGAUGCUCAUAACCUCAGGAUCACAGUGCACUUACCCAGUGCCACCUCCUCUUAGUGUACUUUGAACACUGCCCCUGCUGGAUCACUGCGUCCAAGACAAGCGAGCAGGAUGGAAAAAUGCACACAAGCUCCGGGUCUAUGCUGUGGGGAACAUGAUGGCACUGGCACCAGAUAAAAUAGGAGGAUGCAGGUCGUCCAGAAGGUGACGAGUGCUCUGCCACACCUUGGGACCCGAUGGAAGCUCUCUGGAAUGAAUGAAGCAAAUGGACAAUGACUGGAGAUGAGGGCUAAGGAGAUAAUAACUUGGCAAGGGACUCACCGCGGUGAGGCUAUGGAGCUAUGUGGUUGCCCCUUUAACACCAGUAUGGAUGUAUCUGACAACAACAGUGAAAAUGCCAACGGUACUGUUUUCCCUUCCUUUGGACCUUACGGGGAAGGGCAAUAUUCAGUUACUGCCGUUUGGGGCUUGGCAGCUAUUGUCGGCUUUCUCAUUAUAUUCACCAUCGUGGGGAAUGUCUUUGUAGUUAUUGCUGUGUUGACUAGUAGGGCUCUGAAAGCCCCCCAGAACCUUUUCUUGGUGUCGUUGGCAGGUGCAGACAUCCUGGUGGCUGCCUUGGUCAUGCCCUUCUCUCUGGCUAAUGAGCUGAUGGGUUACUGGUACUUUGGGGACAUCUGGUGUGAUAUCUACCUGGCUUUGGAUGUGCUCUUCUGCACCUCAUCCAUAGUGCACCUCUGUGCUAUCAGCUUGGACAGAUAUUGGUCUGUCACCCAGGCUGUAGAGUACAACCUCAAGAGGACCCCCAGGAGGAUCAAAGGGAUUAUUGUAACUGUUUGGCUGAUAUCUGCUGUCAUCUCCUUCCCACCUCUGAUCUCCAUGGACAGAGUCGGAGGGGAAGCCAUGAGAAAUGCCAACUCCACAGAUAGAGAUGAGAAGUGUGAGCUGAAUGACGAGACUUGGUACAUUCUCUCUUCCUCCAUAGGGUCCUUCUUUGCGCCCUGCGUAAUCAUGAUCCUGGUCUACAUUCGGAUCUACCAGGUGGCCAAGCUGAGGACCAGGACAUUGUCCGAGAAGAAGCCAGUAUCUGAGUGCCCAUCCAAUAUAGAGAAUGGCUAUAGCAAGGGGACUUCUAGCAAAUACCCCGUGGAUAAGGAGAAUGGACAUUGUUCAUCCCGUCCCACCCCACCAAAAACCACCGAAGUAGACGAGUUGGACCUGGAGGAGAGCAGCAUGUCUGAGAGCAAGAGGAGGAAAAGCAGCAGCCGAGAGGACAAUACUGACUCCAGCAAGGACAGGAGGAGCUUCUCCAAGCAGUCCAGCCGCCUGUCAAGGACCAGCAACAAGUCCAUAGACGUGUUCUCAUCCAGGAAGAAAAAGAGGAGCAGUAUCUCCAGGAGGAAGAUCACGCAAGCCAGGGAGAAGAGGUUUACCUUUGUCCUGGCCGUGGUCAUGGGGGUGUUUGUGGUCUGCUGGUUCCCUUUCUUCUUCAGCUACAGCCUGUAUGGGAUCUGCAGGGAAUCCUGUGCCAUCCCUGAAACUUUAUUCAAGUUUUUCUUCUGGAUAGGCUACUGCAACAGUUCCCUCAACCCUGUCAUCUACACUAUCUUCAACCAGGAUUUCAGGCGCUCCUUCAAAAAAAUUAUCUGCUUAAGUCAGAGAAAGAGAUGAAUGCACUGAGAUACUUGCAGUAUUGACAGAGCACUGCCUUAGGGGUGCUGAGGGGAGGUAGGGACUGAUGGAGCUAGGCAGCGCUCAUCCUCCGUGGCCAAAGUGAUGUAACAGUAUAUGACAAUGUGAAUGUACAGGCAGGAUGCCUCAUAGCACUGAGCCCUGGGACACAUCGAUGAUGAGGAGUAUUAGAAAUGUCUGUGACGAUUUUUUUCUACCUUAUAAGCAAAGGGCAGGCAACCAGAAAGGAAGAGGUAUCUCUAUUAUUAGCUAUCCACCAGGUACACGUGUUUCUCCUUUUUAUUUGCUGUCUUUUGUAGGCAGGUUCUGCUAAAGUAUAUUUUACAUUUGUUCUGAAACAAAUAUAUUUCAUAAUAAAAGGCGAUGUUCUGUC